Molecule: messenger RNA, 1995 nt
Organism: Oryza sativa Japonica Group (Japanese rice)
Lineage: Eukaryota; Viridiplantae; Streptophyta; Magnoliopsida; Poales; Poaceae
Source: RefSeq, a predicted model, not a curated record
CGCGUCACACUCAUCACACAAACACAAGCCCCAUCCCCGGGAAGACGAGGCGGUGUGUGGCACGUCACGUGCCCCACCCCCCUCCCCACCCACCCGCCUCGUCACCCACCCAUCUCCAAAUCCAUGGCCCCCCUCCCCGCCGCCGCCACCGCCACCGCCUCCUCCGCCGCCACCCCCGCCGACGACGAGGCCCACUCCCUCCUCCCUUCCACCCCCUCCAACGAGGAGGAUGACGACGACCUCGAGGAGCGCGCCUACGAGGCGACCGAGAAGGUCAUCGUCUCGAUCUCGGACUUCCCCGACGCCGACGACGACGAGGAGGAGUCCGGGCUCGCCACCUCCACCGCCGCCUCGGGGAUCCCGCCCUUCUCGUGGAGGAAGCUGUGGCUGUUCACGGGGCCGGGGUUCCUCAUGAGCAUCGCGUUCCUCGACCCGGGGAACCUCGAGGGGGACCUGCAGGCCGGGGCGGUGGCCGGGGACACGCUGCUGUGGCUGCUCCUGUGGGCGACCUCCAUGGGCCUCCUCGUCCAGCUGCUCGCCGCCAGGGUGGGCGUCGCCACGGGGAGGCACCUCGCCGAGCUCUGCCGCGACGAGUACCCCUCCUGGGCGCGCCGCGCGCUGUGGCUCAUGGCCGAGGUCGCCAUGGUCGGGGCCGACAUCCAGGAGGUGAUCGGCAGCGCCAUCGCCAUCAAGAUCCUCAGCCGCGGCUUCCUCCCUCUCUGGGCCGGCGUCGUCAUCACCGCCUUGGAUUGUUUCAUUUUUUUGUCUCUUGAAAACUACGGGGUGAGGAAAUUAGAAGCUGUAUUUGCGAUUCUAAUUGCGACUAUGGCUGUCUCCUUUGCAUGGAUGUUUACUGAUACCAAGCCAAACAUGAAGAACCUGUUCAUAGGUAUUUUGGUCCCAAAAUUGAGCUCCAGGACAAUAAGACAAGCAGUUGGGGUUGUUGGAUGUGUUAUCAUGCCACACAAUGUGUUUCUCCAUUCAGCGCUUGUUCAGUCGAGAAAAAUAGACCCAAACAAGGAACACCAAGUCCGUGAAGCGUUGAGAUACUAUUCAAUAGAGUCAACCAUCGCCUUGGCUGUGUCCUUCAUGAUAAAUCUCUUUGUAACAACUGUUUUUGCGAAAGGAUUUUAUGGCACAAAAGAAGCUGGUAAUAUUGGCCUUGAAAAUGCUGGACAGUAUCUACAGGAGAAGUUUGGUGGAGGGUUUUUCCCUAUCCUCUACAUUUGGGGAAUUGGACUAUUAGCUGCGGGGCAGAGUAGUACCAUAACGGGAACAUAUGCUGGACAGUUUAUAAUGGGUGGAUUUUUGAACUUGAAGUUGAAAAAAUGGAUCAGGUCACUCAUCACCCGAAGCUUUGCGAUUGUGCCAACGAUAAUUGUCGCACUCUUCUUCGAUAAAUCGGAUUCGCUGGAUGUUCUAAACGAGUGGCUAAAUGUGCUUCAAUCAAUUCAGAUCCCUUUUGCCCUGAUUCCGCUGAUAACUUUGGUUUCCAAGGAGAAAGUUAUGGGGGUAUUUAAAAUAGGUCGAAAUACUCAAGCUGUGACCUGGACAGUGGCGACACUAUUGAUCACGAUCAAUGGCUAUCUCUUGCUGGAUUUCUUCUCUUCAGAAAUAAGAGGCCUAUUAUCUGGCUCAAUUCUCUGCGUGGCAGUACUUGCUUAUGCUUCUUUUGUAUUGUAUCUCAUCCUGCGGGGUACCGAGCUGCCAAAUCAGAUCAUCACAACUAUACGCAAGAGUUUUUCAUGACAAAGAUAACCAAAAUUUGGCCGUUUUAAACACCAUCAUAACAUCUCAAACGUAUAGAGAAAUAUGGACUUGGGGAUUGGAGGAGAUACUCACUGUACAGUGACUUCCAAAAGGGUUAGCUGUUUGAGAAGAAGUGCAACUGAUGUAAUCUUCAUUUCAUUUGUUGUAACACCCUGACUGUGUCGUCCUGAAGCAAAGGAAAUACAAAGAGAGAUUAAUGAAAUGAUGAUCAAUGUCGUUGGCAAA